AUGCCAGAACAAGAGCCAGUCGUCGUAACCGACUCAUCCUUCGCCCUCAACGGCCGCACCUGCUCCUACACCUUCCACGUCGACGUCCCCACCGGCGACCUGCGCUCCGACCACUUCGGCGCCCGUAUACGCGGCCCUAUCCCAGUUGACCCGGAGCCCAUCGUCGACGGGUGGACGGGGAUGCCGGACCGCGUGCGCCGCGAGUUCCCGGACCAGGGGCGCGGGGACUUUCGCGUGCCGGCGUGCAGAAUCACGCAGGGCGCGGGGCAUACGGUCUCGGCAUUCAAGUUUCGCGGGUGUGAAGUUGUCAGGGGGAAGCCGGAGGGGGAUGGAUUACCCGGGACUUUUGGGACAGCUGACGAUGCGACGACGCUGAUUGUUCGAUUGGACGAUGAGGUUUCUUGCCUGGAGGCUGAGCUGCGGUAUACCGUUUUCCCGGCGUACGAUGCUAUCGUGCGGUCUGCGAGGAUUGUCAAUAAGAGCGCUGGACAUGUUGCCGUUGAGCAGCUGGCUAGUCUGUGCGUGGACUUUCCGUAUGAGCACGGCGGGCUCGAGAUGGUUUCGCUGAGGGGCGACUGGGCGAGGGAGGCGCACCGGCUGCGGAGGAGGGUUGAGUAUGGGGUGCAGAGCAUCGGGAGCACAACGGGCUUCUCGUCGCACCUGCACAACCCCUUUGUUGCGCUCGUGCAUCCCUCGACCACCGAGUCCCACGGCGACGCAUGGGGGUUCUCGCUCGUGUACUCGGGAUCCUUCACCAUGGCCGUGGAAAAGGCCUCGCAGGGCCUCACGCGCGUCGUGGCCGGGCCAAACACGCUCGGCUGGACGCUGAAGCCAGGCGAGAGCAUAUCCUCGCCGGAGUGCGUGGCUGUCUACUCGGCACAUGGGAUCGGGGGCAUGUCGCGCUCCCUGCAUGGCCUGUACCGGAAGCACCUGAUGAAAAGCAGUUUCGCGACGCGGGACCGCCCCGUGCUCCUGAAUAGCUGGGAGGGGAUGUACUUUGAUAUCGAUCAGGGGCGGAUGGUUCGUCUGGCGGAGGAGGCGGCGGCGUUGGGCGUGAAGCUGCUUGUUAUGGAUGAUGGCUGGUUUGGGGAGAAGUAUCCGCGGACUUCGGAUGACGCUGGACUGGGCGACUGGGUGCCGAAUCCGGUGCGGUUUCCGGAUGGAUUAGAGCCUUUGGUGGAUAAGAUCACGGCGUUGAAGGUCGCGGGUUCAUCGUCCACCCUGCGCUUCGGCAUCUGGGUUGAACCGGAGAUGGUGAAUCCCCAGUCUACCCUCUACGAGCAGCAUCCGGACUGGGUCCUGCACGCAGGCUCGUACCCGCGAACGCAGCAGCGGAACCAGCUUGUUCUGAAUCUCGGUCUGGAAUGCGUGCAGGAGUUCAUCAUCGACGCCAUUACCACCCUUCUAUCCACCGCCAACGGCGCCAUCACCUACGUCAAAUGGGACCACAACCGCGGCCUCGCGGAGACGCCCGCCCCCAGCGCGAACUAUGCCUACAUCCUGGGCAUGUACCGCGUCUUCGACGUGCUGACGACCCGCUUCCCGGAUGUGCUGUGGGAGGGCUGCGCGUCUGGCGGCGGGCGCUACGACCCGGGCAUCUUGCAGUAUUUCCCGCAGGUGUGGGCGUCGGAUGAUAGUGAUGCGGUCGAGCGCAUCUUCAUCCAGUUUGGCAGCUCCCUUGUGUACCCGCCCAGCAGUAUGGGCGGCCAUAUCUCGUCGGUUCCGAACCAUCAGACGGGGCGCAGCACGCCGUUGACGUUCCGCGCUCACGUCGCGAUGAUGUGCGGCUCGUUCGGGCUGGAAUUGAAUCCGUCUGAUUUGAGUUUGUCCGAGAGAGAGGCGAUUCCGGGGUUGAUUGCGCUCGCGGAGAAGGUCAAUCCGAUUGUUCUGCAGGGCGAUAUGUGGCGGUUGAAUCUCCCCGAGGAGUCGAACUGGCCGGCUGCGCUGUUUAUUUCUGAAAGCAGGGGUAGUGCGGUGCUGUUCGUCUUCCAGCUUGCGCCGUGGGUGAACCAUGCGUUGCCGCGGGUCAGAUUGCAGGGGCUGGACGGUAAGGCGAUGUAUCGGGUUGAUGGGGAGGGGCCGUAUGCCGGGAGCAUGUUGAUGAAUCUGGGGGUGCAGUAUUCGUUUCGGGGGGAUUAUGGCAGUCGGGUUGUUUUUCUGGAGAGGGUGAGCGCUUGA
Molecule: messenger RNA, 2178 nt
Organism: Aspergillus mulundensis
Lineage: Eukaryota; Fungi; Ascomycota; Eurotiomycetes; Eurotiales; Aspergillaceae
Product: alpha-galactosidase
Exons: 2
Coding region: 1-2178 (725 amino acids)
Biological process (GO): carbohydrate catabolic process
Molecular function (GO): alpha-galactosidase activity
Source: RefSeq, a predicted model, not a curated record